Molecule: messenger RNA, 482 nt
Organism: Saprolegnia parasitica CBS 223.65
Lineage: Eukaryota; Oomycota; Saprolegniomycetes; Saprolegniales; Saprolegniaceae
Exons: 1
Coding region: 45-422 (125 amino acids)
Source: RefSeq, a predicted model, not a curated record
CUUGCUACUCUACCAAAAUUGCGCCAUUCGACGACCAAAACACGAUGGGUGUGCACUACGCCAAGCGAAAGGAGUCCGUCCUCGAGAAGGUCGGGCUCCGCACUGAAUACGUUGCUAUCGACGUGGACGAUGGCACGAUGACGUGGCUCAACUCGCAGCGCACCUUUGCCCUCACCGACAUUGUCGCCGCGUCAUGGACCCAGGACCGCCUCGUGAAGCUCCGCAUCGAGACCCUGGACGACUCAAGUAGUAGUAGCAGCAGCAGCUUUCGCUUUCAGUUUGAUGACGACCACGACCUCGAUGCGUUCAUGGCCGACGUCGGUAUCCACGCAUCGUCGCCGAGCCGCGGGUCCUUUAGCACCCGCCGUCGAAGCUCAUGUGGGCGCCAAAGCCUCCUCGCGCUGCUCUCGUCCAAAUCCUAGAGUUCGUUCGUUCGUGCACGCUCAUUUCUUAAUGCUAGUAUUCUUAUGCCACAUGUCGUG